ACAAAACUUAUACAUACAACACUGUCUUGGUCCAGUCUUCCCUGUCUCUCUCUCACCCUCUCCAUCUCUCUCCUACACCUGCUCUCUCUCUCUCUCUCUCUCUCUCAUCAAAACCCUAAAGAAAGAAGAUUGUACCUUCAUUGAUUUGUGUCACAAUUAAUCUCAAAGACCCAUCUCCCAAAUCUCUACAAAUAUAUGUACUUGUAUGUAUAGGGCUUGGUGAAGAUGGAUGUUCAGAGUCUUGCUAUUGUUCUUCAAGCUGCACUUAGUCCAAGGCCAGAUGAGAGGAAAGCAGCUGAACAAAGCCUCAAUCAGAUUCAGUAUGCACCUCAGCAUUUGGUUAGGAUGUUGCAAAUUAUUGUAGAUGGGAAUUGCGACAUUGCGGUACGACAAGUUGCAAGUAUACAUUUCAAGAACUUCAUUGCGAAAAACUGGUCCCCUCAUGAUUUAGGUGAGCAAUCAAAGAUCCUGCCUGCUGACAAAGAUUUGGUUCGGCAAAAUAUUCUUGUGUUUAUUGUCCAAGUACCACCUUUGCUGAGGGCACAGCUUGGUGAGUGCCUCAAGACAAUUAUACAUGCAGACUACCCAGAGCAAUGGCCAGCUCUUUUACAUUGGGUGAAACAUAAUCUGCAAAAUCAGCAAGUUUAUGGAGCUUUGUUUGUGUUGAGGAUCCUUUCUAGAAAAUAUGAGUUCAAGUCUGAUGAGGAGCGGGCUCCAGUUCAUUACAUUGUUCAAGAGACAUUCCCUAAUAUGCUGAUCAUAUUUAAUGGUCUUGUUCAAAUUGCCAGUCCUUCAAUAGAAGUUGCAGACUUGAUCAAGCUCAUCUGCAAAAUUUUUUGGUCUUGCAUAUAUUUGGAGAUUCCAAAGCAAUUAUUUGAAUCAAAUGCGUUCAAUGCUUGGAUGGUUCUUUUCCUAAAUAUAUUGGAGAGACCUGUACCUCUUGAAGGUCAACCAGCUGAUCCAGAGCUCAGAAAAUCAUGGGGUUGGUGGAAGGUCAAAAAGUGGACAGUUCACAUAUUAAAUCGUCUUUACACACGAUUUGGUGAUUUGAAGCUUCAAAACCCAGAAAACAGAGCUUUUGCCCAGAUGUUUCAAAAGAAUUAUGCUGGGAAGAUCUUAGAAUGCCAUUUAAAUUUGUUAAAUGUGAUCAGGGUUGGCGGUUAUCUUCCUGACAGAGUUACCAACCUUAUCUUGCAAUAUCUGAGCAACAGUGUUUCGAAGGGUACUAUGUACAAUCUGCUUCAACCAAGAAUGGAUAUCAUACUUUUUGAGAUAAUUUUUCCAUUAAUGUGCUUCAAUGACAAUGACCAAAAGCUUUGGGAUGAAGACCCACAUGAAUAUGUGAGGAAGGGUUAUGACAUAAUAGAGGAUUUAUACAGUCCCAGGACUGCUGCUAUGGAUUUCGUUAGUGAGUUGGUAAGAAAGCGUGGGAAAGAGAACCUUCAGAAGUUUAUACUAUACAUUGUCGAGAUUUUUAGAAGAUAUAAUGAUGCAGCUAUAGAACAUAAGCCCUAUAGACAGAAAGAUGGUGCCCUACUGGCAAUUGGAGCACUCUGUGAUAAACUGAAGCAAACAGAACCUUACAAGUCUGAGCUUGAGCGCAUGUUAGUGCAACAUGUUUUUCCCGAGUUCAACAGUCCUGUGGGUCAUCUUAGAGCCAAGGCGGCCUGGGUUGCUGGACAAUAUGCACAUAUUAACUUCUCAGACACAAACAAUUUCCGUAAAGCACUGCAAAGUGUUGUUGCUGGGAUGCGAGACCCAGAGCUUCCGGUUCGCGUAGACUCUGUUUUUGCAUUGCGUUCAUUUGUUGAAGCCUGCAAGGAUUUGGAUGAAAUUCGACCUAUUCUUCCACAGUUACUAGAUGAAUUUUUUAAGCUUAUGAAUGAAGUUGAGAAUGAGGAUCUUGUUUUUACUCUGGAGACCAUUGUGGACAAGUUUGGCGAAGAGAUGGCACCCUUUGCUCUUGGAUUGUGUCAGAAUCUGGCUGCUGCCUUUUGGAGGUGUAUGCAUACUGCUGAGGAUAAUGAUGAGGCUGAUGAUCCAGGUGCUUUGGCAGCAGUUGGAUGCUUGCGGGCCAUAAGCACAAUCCUUGAGUCGGUGAGCAGCCUUCCUCAGCUGUUUGUUAGCAUCGAGCCAACUUUACUUCCAAUAAUGCGUCGGAUGCUUACUACUGAUGGACAAGAGGUUUUUGAGGAAGUUCUAGAAAUUGUAUCAUAUAUGACUUUUUACUCGCCGACGAUAUCUAUGGACAUGUGGACUCUCUGGCCAUUGUUGAUGGAAGCUCUAUCUGACUGGGCUAUAGAUUUUUUUUCAAAUAUCCUGGUUCCUCUAGACAAUUUUAUAUCCAGGGGUACAAUGCAUUACCUCACUUGCAAGGAACCAGACUACCAGCAAAGUCUCUGGAAUGUGAUUUCAACUAUCAUGGUUGAUAAAAAUAUGGAGGACAAUGAUAUAGAGCCUGCACCGAAGCUCAUUGAAGUGGUGUUCCAGAACUGCAGGGAGCGGGUGGAUCACUGGGUUGAACCUUAUAUAAGAAUCACUGUGGAGCGGCUGCGUCGAACUGAGGGAGCAUAUCUCAAAUGUCUAUUGAUUCAAGUGAUUGCCAAUGCCCUUUACUACAAUGCUUCUUUGACGCUUAACAUACUGCAAAAACUUGGUGUCGCAACAGAAAUAUUUAAUCAUUGGUUCCAGAUGUUACAACAAACUAAAAGGAGUGGAGUACGAGUAAAUUUUAAGAGAGAACACGAUAAAAAGGUUUGCUGUCUGGGCUUAACAGCUUUGAUCACACUUCCUGUGGAUCAGUUACCCGGGGAGGCCUUGCAGCGUGUUUUCAGGGCCACUCUUGAUCUACUUGUUGCAUACAAAGAUCAAGUAGCAGAAGCUGCAAAGGAGGCAGAGGCUGAGCAUGAUGAUGAUAUGAAUGGCUUGCAGUCUGAUGAGGAAGAUGACGCAGAAUGGUCUGACAAAGAAAUGGGUGUUGAUGCUGAGAAUGGAGAUGAAGAUGAUAACAAAACACUUCAAAGAUUGGCUGCACAGGCGAGGGCUUUCCGUUCAAAUGAUGAAGACGAUGAUGAUACAGAUGAUGACUACAGUGAUGAUGAGGUACAGCAGUCACCAAUUGAUGAAGUUGACCCUUUUGUGUUCUUCGUGGAUUCAACCAAAGCUAUGCAAGCACGUGAUGAAACAAGAUUCCGGUCCCUUACACAAGCACUUGAUUCACAUAAUCAAGCACUAGCCAAUGCUGUUUUUCAGCAUGCCGAGCAGAGAAGAGUUGAGAUUGAGAAAGAUAAGUUGGAGAAAGCAUCACGAGUCGCACCUCCUUCAUGAUUUCUGUGGCACAAAGGGUUCUGUAACUCAUAUUUUGGGUUCCUUCUUUUUUUUCUUUGGCUUUCCAUUCAUCUAGAUAUACUGCGUAGCAAAAGAGUUGCGGCAAGCGUGGAUAGAGUUUUGUGUUGGUUCGCUAGUCACGAGUGUCUCAUUUACAAAUAUAAGAAAGAAUUUGGAACUUGGAAGGAUCAUGGUUCCCUAACCUGUGGUUUGAACAUCCAUCUUGUUCUGGCUACCGGGUAUUUUGUCCUUAUAGAAUGCUCUGUAGUUUAGGUUCAGUUUGUAUACGGGUCAAUUGCCCAUUCAAGGGGGUAUAGGGAUGGAUUAGGAAACCCUCUCAUUCAGCGUAAGAGAGGUUGCAUACCGAGAACGGUUUGUAUCGAUAUUCUUUGUUGGUACCAUAUAUUUGUUGUGGAGUUCCCAUUUAUUGGUUCCAAGCUGGAAAUUUAAGUCAUUGUAAUGCUUCGGAGGACCGGCAUGCUUUGCACUAAGAACACCAAUUUAUUGAGAUUUGGCUAUAUCAAUGAUAUGGGUUUUUUUAGUUC
This is a messenger RNA of Daucus carota subsp. sativus, 3872 nucleotides long. Its product is annotated as importin beta-like SAD2. Bases 226 to 3327 code for a protein of 1033 amino acids. Gene Ontology annotation, biological process: protein import into nucleus. The transcript has 22 exons. Gene Ontology annotation, molecular function: small GTPase binding. NCBI's taxonomy places the organism in Eukaryota, Viridiplantae, Streptophyta, Magnoliopsida, Apiales, Apiaceae. The record is from RefSeq and is a predicted model, not a curated record. Gene Ontology annotation, cellular component: cytosol; nuclear envelope.